Messenger RNA from Syzygium oleosum, 1729 nucleotides. RefSeq lists its product as uncharacterized. Lineage: Eukaryota; Viridiplantae; Streptophyta; Magnoliopsida; Myrtales; Myrtaceae. The transcript is spliced from 8 exons. Gene Ontology annotation, molecular function: Hsp90 protein binding. The record is from RefSeq and is a predicted model, not a curated record. Bases 225 to 1211 code for a protein of 328 amino acids.
AGUGAUAGAGUAAAACCCUCUUUCUUCCUCGCUCCGGCGCUCCUAAGCAAGUGAAGCGCCCGCCUUCGCCUUUGCGCUCGUCUCAAUCCGACCGGCGAAGAGAAGCCUGAAACGAGGGUCGCUUCGAGAGCCCUUUUCACCCAUCGGGCAGAACCCGCGGAUAUCGCGAGAAAAAUCGUUGCUUUAUUCGAAUUUCGUUUCAUUUUUGGCCGACAACACAGAAGAUGGCGGAAUCGGAAGCCGGAUCUGCGGGAGCAACGGAGACGUCCCUGAAAGACAAGGGCAACGAGUUCUUCAAAGCGGGGAACUACCUCAAGGCAGCUGCGCUCUACACUCAGGCCAUCAAGCAAGAUCCUCAGAACCCCGCUCUGUACAGCAACCGAGCUGCUGCCUUCCUGCAUUUGGUCAAGCUCGGUAAAGCACUAGCUGAUGCUGAGACAACAAUCACGUUGAAUCCCCAGUGGGAGAAGGGCUAUUUCAGAAAAGGAUGUGUAUUGGAGUCAAUGGAACGAUAUGAUGAGGCCUUAGCUGCCUUCGAGACUGCCAUGCAAUAUAAUCCACAAAGUUCGGAAGUAACAAAGAAGAUUAAGAGGUUGAACCAGUUGGUCAGAGAUAAGAAGCGGGAUCGGGAGGUUGAGAAUUUGAGAUCCAAUGUUCAGAUGGCGAAGCACUUAGAACCACUAAAGUCCGAACUGUCUGGGAAGUAUGGCCAGAAAGAAGGAUGGGAAGAUGUACUGUCAUUUGUCGUUGAGACAUUGGAAACAGCAGUUAAAUCAUGGCAUGACACUUCUAAGGUUGACCCUAGAGUUUAUUUCCUCCUCGAUAAAGAAAAGACAGACACUGAGAAAUAUGCUCCUGUUGUUAAUAUUGAUAAGGCAUUUGAAUCACCUCAUACCCACAGCAGUUGUUUUCCAUUUCUUAGACAAUAUUCUGAGGAUUCGUUCUCCAAAGCAGCUUGCUUAGUUGCUCCCAAAAGCAUUAUUUCUUACCCUCAGGUCUGGAAAGGCCAAGGUUCAAGGAAGUGGAAACAUGGGCAAAAUGAUGGGUUCUUUGUCCAAUUUGAAUGUCCAUCCAGUCGGAAAUUAUGGUUUAUCCCUAGUUCUACCGAAAGAGGAAAGAUAUUGUGCAGGGAUCCUGUGGAAUUGGACAUCAGUGCACAUGAACUUAUUCCACGUCUGUUCAGAGGGAAACAAUCCAGUUCUGAGAAGUAGUGCCAAGUGUAGCUGCUUGGGCUUUAUCUAAGGAACACAUCGGCUGAUUGGAAGAAUGAGCCAUGAACAGUGAGCCUUGAUAUGAUGUGACCCAGUUUCGGAUUUGGUGAAUGCCUGUGAUACUGUGCUAAGCCCAUGCACCUCCUUCUGUUGUCUUGUGGGUUUUGCUUGAUUUUUUCUGAGGCUGCAUUUCAUUGUCACUCUCAUGAUUGCUUUUCAUGUUAAGCCCUUUGAUUUUAAGCUCGCUUACGAUGGUGAUGGGCAGUGUGAGGACUUUCUUCAUAGCUGCAAGUGGUCUUGAGGUCACCUUGAAGCUGCUAAUUUCCACAAUUUUUGUAGAAAAGCUAAAAACCUUUUUAAAUCUAGGGUUCUCAUUUGGUUUUUGAUACUCCAGUUAUUACUUGGUUUUUGUAAGUUUGCCAUGUAUUUAUGACAAUACAUAUGAUGUUGGAAGUUGGUUUCUGGAGUUGUUCAUGACCGCGAGGAAGAAUAUCUCAAGUACUAGAUUGUUCUUUUUC